CCCGUGUUGAUAUUUGUGUUUGUUGUUGUUGGGCCAUACGCGGUAAUGCACAAUGCCCGCGCGACGAAUGCGAUAAACUUUUCACGCGCCGGACAAAACUCGUCUAGCGUGGGGACAAACACCGCGAUACCGGACAAGUAUUUGACAUCGCGUCUGCCGGACCACCUCGUCGCUGCGGUGAGUACUGUUGAAAUUCAUUUAAACGACGCCGACGGUUAUUGUGCACCAGUGGUGCCACCACAGGCGUUCGUUAUACUCGGAGCCUGUGCAUAUUAUUUUGAUUUUGAUACGUUUUAUUUAUUUCCUUGUACAAUGGCGUAAAUACUAGACGGGCAAACGGGCCACAGGCCCACAAAUAAUGAGGGCCUUAGCAAUGGUCUUGACCAGAGCCCACGGCAUUAUUGGACACAAUAUGUGAGGGUCUUUUUGAAUGAGCUUUUUUUUUUUUUUUAUUUGUAAAUCGGGUCGGCUUUUAGGCCUUUAUUCGAUAUUUACCCACGGGCAUUAAAAGCUCUAGUUUACGCCACUGUUUUUUGUAUGAAUAUGCUGGUAAAUAAUUAUGACCGAUUUGGAAUAUUUAAAAAUAUUAUUAUUAUUAUUAGUUAAAUUUAUUUGGAUAAAAUAGCAUAUCCCUGACUGAUUGACUGACUGACUGAUUAUCACCAUAGCCGGAACCGCUAGAGCUAUGAGUAUGCAAUUCGGUCUGUAGUUUUGCAUUAUGAUGUAGACGGCCGCUAAGAGUUUUCCAAAAUUCUACUCCAAAGGGGGCUAAAAGACGUAAAAGGGGUUGAAAACGGCAACCAAUAUUUCUCAAAGCUACACAAUCCCUUAGUAAUAUAGGUUAUAUUUUAUCUCAACAUUUCUCCGAUUAAGGUUGUCUGAAACAUAAUACUUGUCUAGAAAUAUAAUUUUUUUGGCUAAUUUUUGGUUGGUUAGGUUAGGAUAUUACAAUACACCACACGGUCAAUGUCGGAUCAGGACAGGUAGAUUUAAUAUACGUAUGAACAAAAAAUAAACAGUCAUAGCCCCUUGUAAAUAAAAACUUAAGGACCCGUAUUACAAUAGAAGUUUACAAUAGAAGACGAUUUCGGUGAGUUAGGCUUAGUUAAGAGAUGAACUGCAGUUUGAUUGGUUGUUCAUUUAUGUUGAUAACGAACAUGGUAUUAUGGCUAUAAAUAAUUAUCAUGUACGAUUAGUGUGACGUCAUAUUACCUAAUCAAAAUUCUUAUCAAAUAUACGUUUGGAUCCAAACAAAUACAAAUGUAUAUACAAAAUGCAAUGCAUAGUAACUUAAAAAUUGUUAUAUUUUACAUUUUAAUUACUUAUUACUUAUAAAACUGCCCACUGGUGAAACCGGGUAUUACAACUAAAAACAAUAUAAAAAACAUGUAUAAAAUGCUUCGCACCGUGGCCACUGUUGUUGGUCAGAAGUUUCGAAGGUAUAGGAAAUAAUGUAAUUUAGUUUAUAUACCUACUAAAGGCAACGAUAAAUCAUUUCAAUCAAAAAAUGAUUUUGAGGGGUGAUAGAUAAUCUGGUAAGGUGUUGGUCGUGUUUAUUUCCGUAUAAACAAAACAAUCCAAAAAUCAACAAAAAAAAAAACCAACGGAUCAUCAUUUGUUUUCAAUUGUUUUAAAUUGUUUAGGUAAUCUGUGGGGAAUCUACAAAAAUGUUUCAAACAAAUAAGUACCUUAGGGUAAAAUAUGUGAAUUUUUCAAUGUACGAUUCGAAAAAUGGGAUUAUGUUUAUUAUUAAAAAAAGUGAUUAACGAAAAAACAAAUCUUAAUAAAAAUGAUAAUUUCUUCGCUUCACGCUACAUCUAAAAUUCUAAAGCACGUAACAAAAAUCUAGUUUUUAUUUCUUGUUUUUAAGAAAUACGGGUAUUUAAACUAUACAGGUUUUGCCACAAGAGAAGAGCUUUGGACCUUCUCCAGCUACAAAUUUGGUUGUUCCAACUAAAAUUAUUCCAUUUUUAUCUAAUUGCAACGAUUUUCUUGUCGAGUCCGGUUAGGUUAAAACGCCAGUAACAGUAGUCUUAAUAAUAUAGUUAAAUAAAAAAAAAAAAAAAAAAUCAAUUUGGUACAUCUAAUAAAAAUCGCAUACUUGGUAACGUUUUAUAUGUUAUGCUGCAACCAGUCAACUAGCCACCUCAAGAGCAUUUGUAUUUGUCAAAUUUGAAACAAUAAUCUGUUGGUUUAAAAGUAGGAUUAAGAACAAACCAUGUUUUAAAAUGUACUGAUUAUUAUGAUUUCCAUAAAAAUGUUUCAAUAAACGCGUUAAAAAUGUUCAGCAGAACUUUGUUACUAAAAUUUUUCCCAAGACGGCUUAUUGCCGUUACUAUAUUAUAUUUUUUUUUAGAUUCUGUGCGAAGCGAAGGAUCACAUUUAAUAUUUACACCGAGCAUAAAUGCAAAAUUGCAUUCCCGUGGCUUGAUUUGGGUGUUAUGUUGGGGUGUAUAUACUAUAUACACCUCAACAUAUACUAUAUACUAUACAGCAAAAAAAAAAACCAUCUUCCCUUAACAACAUAGUGAUAUUAAUACUGAAAUUCAAUCAUAAUUGUUUGAUUUCCACUUAAAUCCACCAAAAAAAACAAUUUUAAUUCCUGAAUUUGAGUUUUUUUGGUUCAGAAAAAGCCGCUAAAGGUGUUCAAAAGUAGCGGGAAGAUUAAUAUAAUUUCUUAGUCCUAGAGAGGGCUUCAUUAUAUAUUCGUUGUAUAGUUUUCAUUAUAUGCGAAUUCAAUUUUUAAAACUUUUAAAUGGCCUGACCAUUUAAAAAUUACUGACUAUUAAAUAUAGUGUUCAUGUCUUAUAUACCAGUUACUAUCUUGCAGUUAUCUACAGGAAAUACAAGAAUCGUUUAGACUUUCUAUUUUCUUUUUUCCUUAAAUAUUUAUUUUAUACUCAAUAUUGUAACCAUUACGUACUUAUGUAGAAAUUAUCUGCUAUAUUUUUAGUUAUAUAAAAAUUACGAUAAAAAUUUUUAUCAUGUAUUUAAAUUGUAUUUUAACUGUUAUUUAAUUUAUAAUAUAUACAUGGAUAGGACAUUUUUAUACCUAUUAUACACGGUAUACUAGAGCGAAGAUUUUAAUAGUUACCUUAAUGGUUAUAUGCAUUUACAGAUACUGGUUUAUGAUAGACAACCUUUUUAUCCUCAUUUUUAUCAAUCUGAUUUGCGCCAAUUUUUGUUACUAUUGUAUUAAUUAUUGUACCUAUUAAUUUGCCUCUGAAUAAUAUUUUUUUCCGAAUUUGUUAUUUCAAUGACCGCCAGGCGGCCGGUAGAUUUCACCGUUUUCGUUAUCAACUAUAGUUAAUACUACACCUUAAUUAAAUGUAAGCACUUUCAGGGACGAACCGAAGGUGGGGGUCAUAGGGGUAUGCGACACCUCCUCCCACUCAGCAAUAUUAGAAUUUCAGUCGGCAACCGUUACUUGGUAAAUUUGUUCGACUAAAAUAAAUUACUAUUCAAAGAUAUUUUAACUUGAUAUUUCUGUGUGACUAUGUACAAUGUCGAGGCGACUUAGCGAGAUUCGGUACAAGAUAAUUAAACUUACCUAGGUGCUAAUCUCUUAUUAUUGCAACGUUCCGUUUCAUGGUAUCAAAUUUUCAAUAAUAAUUCUAAUCGGAAAUUUAUUAUUCUACAACCGUUGGACAACGCUGAAUCACCGUAAAGAUCGAUUUUGAAAAAAUAAUUAUUAAUUAAACAUAUUAUAUUUACAUUUUAACAAAAAAAAAUACGGACAAACUUCAUAUAAUGGGUGAGUCACUGUUGUAAGUUAAAAUUUGGCAAUGUAGGAUAUAGAGGGGAAUUUAAUGUACAUUUGUACGCAAUGAUUAAUCUUUGCUAACGAAAAACGAUUCUGAGCAGAGUUCGAUUAUACGUGUUUUGUAAUUUUAAUAUUUACGAUUUUCGUUAAAAUUUGAUAAAAAAAUUCGUAUGAAAAUAAUUCUUCAUUCUACUCAAUUUUUUCUUGACCACAAAGUACGAAUUAUAUGAUCAAUCAAAUACAAAUUACAUCAAAAACUAGCAAAAUUAAAACUCCUAUAAAUAGCUCGAAAAUAGCAUAAAUAUUUUGAAAAUUAUAACACGUCUAGAAAAUGCAAAUUUAUCACAAUUUACAACGUUUAAAUUACGAAAACGAGGUUAUCAGUUAUCACUUAUUACAAUUCGGUGUUGACCGUCUGUGACGUCCUAUCGAUAACUUACUAUCGUUCACGAUCAAAGAUUAUCUUCCAGUAAUCUCAAUAUGACGAUAUUAUGUUACUUUUCACUAUCAUAUCUUAUCAUAUAUAAUAUAAAUUAUAAUCUUUAUGCAAGAUAAGAAAAAAAAUAAUUAAUAAUAAAAUCUUAAAAAAUAAAGUUACGUAUAUAUAACUAUGCAUAAAUUAUUUAUUUUGGAAACGCAAGUCAAUUGGACACGAUUACAUUUUCACACACGACAAAUAAAUAUUACGUUUCAUUUUUUUUUAUAUAAAUAAAUGCAUUAAUUAAUGAUAUGGUAGACACAUAUAGGGGGCGAACAAUCUAUUAUAAGACACUCAUUAUCUCGGAAAAUUUUGACGGCGAUCAAAAAUGUCAACACCAAUAUUUAUUUUAACUAAUACUUUGUCUAUUUAUGCAGAUGUUAUUAUUAUAUAAGCAAUAUAAAAUUGUAAUUUCUUACAUUAUCUGAGUGAGUAGCGAAUAAUUUAUAUUAGUUUUACAGUGUAAAUUGAAGUGACGAUUUAUUCAUCAAUCAGUUUUGAAUAUCAUAUAUGUAUAUAUGCGAUAGCACAGUCAGGGAAUUAUAAAUUAUAAUCUUCUUUUCCGAAAUUUGAAAUUUGUUUAAAAAUUCUUCGUAACAAGUACAUAUAACUGCAUAAUUUGUAUUUGCAACUACAAUUAUUUCCUUGUAAUUUUGAACACAUGUACGUUGUGAACUUCACUCAUUUUAUAAUUUAUUAUGACAAUAACCUGCCCAGAAAUUUAUUUCGAAUUCAUAUCUCACUUUCCUCUUGAAAAUGAAUUCUGGUUACGCCAUUACAUAAUAUAUAUAUAUAUAUUAAAUAAAUAACUCGGCAUGUAGGUACAUAAUAAAAAGGUGUAAAAGCCAAUAAUAUAUGUACAUAUUAAACAAAAAAAUGUAUAAGCCGAUAAUUAUUACAACAGAUAAAAACAAUUUUAAAGCCAAUAAUGAUUAUUUUAAAACAAAAAAACAAAAUGCGUUGAAUUGUAGCGCGUCGAAAUGCGUAAUUACGUCAAAAUGACUUGUGUCAAAUGUCGCAUUAUUUUAAAAAUUUACACACCAUACGUGCAUAAUGAUUAACGAAAUAAUUACUUACUUAUUUAUUGCUUUUUGUAAACCAUGCGACAUUGCGACUGUAAGUUAUACAAGUUAACUAAACAUGUUAUUACCUGUACCUAUUUAAAUUUGUUUAAUUAAAAUAAUAUAAAAUGUAUACAUUUUUUUUUCACCACACAACAGAAUAUUAGAAGAAAAUGUCUACCAUAAUAAAUGUUAAUGUUAGUAAUUAAAAUAAUACAGGCUGUCUUAUAGUUUCAAUUUUUUAUUUUUUUUUUUUUCGUAUACAACCGAUCGUAUUGACGAUCUUUGAACAAGCUGACGAAAAGGUAUUCGACGGAUCAAUACUUAUGAUUAGCAGGGACGUUAUACUCGCACCCAGUGUAAAUCCAGGUAUAUGACAGGGAGGGUGAUAGCCCCUUUUUGUUUGCCUUCCUCUUAAAUGUGAGUAAAUUAAUAAUUAAACAACUGGUUUAGUUAGACUGGUUUUAGUAAGAAAGUAGAUAAGAAAAAAAAAAUCAUUACUAUAAUUUUAGUAAUGCUCCCACUCCCUUCAGAAAAAUUGUCUGGAUUCAACACUGCCCGCACCUACUGUUUCGAUCCAACUACCAGGGUAACAUGUAAAAACAAUGUUUACGCAGAAGAAUAAAAAAAAUUAGCUUAAUUUUAAUUUUAGAGUAAAAUUACCUAUCAUGAAAUUUAUAAUUAACAAUAUUUUGGAAGGAAUGUCGUAAGGUUUUUUUAUUAUUCAAUAAAUAAAAGAUACUAAAACCUUUAUAUUUUUUCUUUUUUAAAUAACUGUAACUUGUUUAACAAUUUAUAGUUCAAAAAACACCUAUGAAAUUCCCUCUAAAAUAUUGUUCUCUAUAAAUUUCAUAAUAGGCACUUUUACUCUAAAAUCAAAAUUUAGGCUGGUUUUACUUAAUCUGCGUAAGCAUUAUUUUUGCAAGUUACCCGACAGUUGAACUGAGAUAACAGAUGCGGAUAUAACGUCUUCUUAAUCGUACAGUCAAAUUAAUUUGAAGGACCACACAAAUCCGGAAAAUAAUUUUAUAAUACGGAUUUUAAAAUUAAGUCAAGAAGUUGUAUCAAAAGAUACAACUUCUCGAAAUUUUUAACUUUUCAAUGGGUAGGUAUUUAAUAUUAAUUCAUUAUAUAUAUAUUUUAUAUGUUUAUUUAUCGUAUGGCGAAAUUACAAAAAUAAUUUGUGUUAUUAAAAAACGAGAUAAGAUAUUAUAGUCAACAAUUCAUUAACCAGAUUGGAAAAAUCACCGUUCAAAAUAAUUGUUUAAUAAUUAUGUAUUUCAAAACAAUAAUAGUUAUUUGAGUCUGGUACGAUUAAUACGAUGUCCGAAACACGACAAUCAAACGAUAAUAUAUUCUAAUAAUUGCUGUUUUUUACAUUAUUUUUGUACCCGAUCUUUGCAAUUUUUUUAUCGGGUAUACAUUAAAGGUAUACCAUAAUGGAAUUAUUAUUUAAUUUCCAUGAGCGCACAUGAAAGUAUAGACAUUUCUAUUUGAAAAAAGACGUCCAAGGAUAAUGGGGACAGGUGCAGCCACUGUUAUGGAUACCUGUAAGCAACGAUAAAUCAUUGUUUACGAAAAAAAAAGUUUGAGCGGAGUUCAGUAGAUAGAUAUGCUUUGUCAACACUAUAUAUAUAUAUGACAUUUUAUGAUAAAAUAAUUAAAUAGGCUUUAUACAUUUUCUUCAAUAAUAUUUGUUUAAUGUUGUACCGACUUUCCCAGUUUUCCUACGUUUUCCCGAUUUUCCCAUGUUAUAUCCCCGUUUUUCACAUUUGCUGGGAAAAGUUGAAAAUGACUUCUUUAAAGUACCUCCCCAGGGAAAUUUCCAUUCAGAAGCAUUACUAACAUUGAAAGUUGAGGCGAAAUUUCUAGUAGAAAAGUUGUGCACAGAAAAAAAUUAUGCCGUAAUAUAUUUUAACUAAUACUUACAUUUCUUAUAUAUUCCCGGUUUUUUUCAAAUUUUUCAAAUUUGAUGAGAAAACUUCAGAGAAAAUAAAAAAACGACGUAAAGUGCCUCCCUACGUCAAUUUCCUUUCAGAAAAGGUGCUACACGUAGAAAUUCGAGCAAGUCUACUGGUAGAAAAGUUGCGCAUAGAUAAAAAAAAAGCACCGUUGGAAAGCUAUAAGCUUCUUCGCUCUACUCAGUUCCAAAACAAAUGAAAAAUACUAGUUUAGCCAACCCUUGCGAAACGGAUUUAUCCGCAGAGUGCUCGAAAUACUGCCAAAACCAUUUGUUAUCCGCGGGCCAUGUUCAAAGACCAAAAGCAAAACGUUUGUACAAUAAUAAAGUAUACGUUGUGCAUAUUCUGUUGAUGUCUUAAACAAAUAGAAUAAUACCUCCGUUAGAUGUUACAAACAUAAUAUUAUGUGCGUGAAUAUCAAUUGCAGGAGUGUGGGUAGCUCUACAUGAAUAUUAACAAGUGGGGGCCGCAACCCGAGAUUAAACAUUUCGAAUUAUAAUUCGGAUCCGCAGUUUUUUUCAAAGACAUGGAUUUCCUUUGAACAUUUUUGCUUUUAGGGUCAGGAUCGUACGAGCCUUCGGCAGAAUUCCUUAUGCCAUCUUUCGUGCGUCGGGAGGGGAAGGUGAGUUGAAGGUUAUAAUAAUAUCCAAAGUGAGUCGAUAUUUUAACGCCAGUCUUUACUAGGUAAUGAUCGCGACAACAGCACUCUCCCGCUCAGUUUUCCUAUAACAUUGUUUCUCAUGCGGUUUAAUAUUCAAUGUAUGAGGGUAUGUGUUUUCGUCCAAUUAAACAAAGUUUUUAAAAACUAUGUAUUUACGUUUAGUAUAUUAUUUUAAUAAUCUUCACGUACGCUAAGGCUUAUAUUAUGUUUUAUUAUUUCCUUGUUCGGAUUAAAUUAAAUCCGGCCAUUGAUAUUUUUCAGACGAAACGAUGGCAGAGAGAACUGUUCCGCCGAUUCGCAUUGUCAACAGGAUGUUCGUCACGAACGUCGAAACACCGCCAACUGCACACGCGAGGAAUACCGACAUACCCGGUGAGUACCGAUAUUUGUUAUUCGCUACGUUUGUCUAUAUUGCAUAUUCAACGGGAAAAGUCAUUGGGAAAAUAAAUAAAAAAAUAAUAGUCUAACAGCUGCCGAACAGGUCUUAUCGGAAUUAACAAAAAAAGGACGAAAUACUUACCCGCGUUUGCAGCUGCGGUAUCAGUCCAAUUGUAGGUAUAACGGGCAACAUAUCAAAAUAGUGUUAUUUAUAGAAUUGAAAUUGUGACGUAGUUCAGCUUGAUAAAUAUAAUGUAUAAUGUUUACACGCGUAUAAGAAAAUUUAAAGAAGAGAAUAUUUUAAAGGGCGUUUUGAGGUAUUUUUCCGAAAUAUUGUCGGACAGUUACAGCCAAUAAUGUUUUGGGUUUUUUUUUUUUUUUUAAAUAAAUGCAAUUUUUUUGACUUCCGAGAUUCAAUACAAAUAAUAAUUUUUGAGAAACGCUUACGAUAUUAUUUUAAGUAGACUAUAGGUAAUAAAAAUGACACAUUACCGAGCGAGUACAUAUAAAUUAUAAUAUAUGUUGGAUUUCAGUAGGUAUUUACUAUAUUAUUAUUUCAUUUACUGAAAUAUUACAAUAAUUUAAUUUAGGCGUCCACUAUUAUUUUUGAAUAACAUAAAACGGUUGUAACCCAAUCUGGAACGAUUUACCUUUUCCACGACUCAUUCGUUCGAAAAAUUUUCGGAUUACAACAUAUUGAUUAAAGACAAAAAUACGUGCAACGUGUCACCACGUAAUUUUUUUUUUUCUAAUUAUCGAAAUGAAUUAUAAUAUGCAAUACGGAUUUGUUCUAAAUAUACAAUAUAUUCCCAAUAUUUAUAAAUCAUAAUGUAUACCUACGCCUAUAAAUAUAGUGAAGAGUUCAUAAAUUAAAAUUUCGUGAAUUUCGUGUUUAUUAGAUUUAAAAAUGAGUUAAUAUCCCGAGUUCGGUUGAUAGUAAUGUUUUAUCAAAAAUAUAUACUAUGUCAUUAUAUGAUAAAAUAAUUACAUAUGCAUUAUGUAUUUUCUUUAAUAAUAUUUGUUUGAUAUUAUACCAAUUUUCUCGUUUUUCCGAUUUAUUGGGAAAACUCUUGGGGAAAAUCAAAAUAAUCUAUGAAAUACCUCGCCAGUCAGAUUUCUUUUUAGAAAACGUGCCACUUGUAAGCUGGAGCAAGAUUUCUGAUAAAAAAGUAAAGUUGUUCACAGAUAAAAUAAAAAAAUAAACAUCAUUGUAAAACCAUGAGCUCCUUCGCUCCACUCAUAAUCUAAAAUGUUUAAAUAAAUAAUCAUUUGCUUUUACGCCGAUAUAAAUAUGUUUGCUCGUUAACGGUUAAAACUGUUAUCGUUAGACGACCUGCACUAUCGAUACCGCACGGUCUGGAGUUCAGUUGAUUGUAUUUUUAGAAAUACCGACCUUUUCGGUAUACGGAUAAUAAUAAUCUACACGAUGCACAAAAUGACUCGAUCCGCAGAAUUUAUAGAUAAGGAUCAGCGCACUUAAUUUAAAAUUAUUUUCGUUCGGAAAACGUGAAAAACGAACAGAAUCCAAAAGGUCAAAAAGGUCGCCGGAAAAUCCAUACUCUGUCGGGUACUGUCGGUUUUCCACGGACGGUUCCCCUCAAAAGCAUGGGACACGGGGACACUCGCCGCCGUGGCGUUUUAUGUUAUAACAGCACAACUCAAGCAGAACACACACACAUCCGAUCAGUUUGAACUUCCAACGCAACGUUCUUAACGAUCGCGUCGCACCCACGCACUAGUUUCCGCCCUAGAACCGUUUCCAUGGUAACAACUAAAUCUGCAGAUAUCUAUAUGCGUUGAAAGCUCAGCAAAAUGGUCCGCAACAUGACGAUCAAUACAGGUCGCAAUUUAUAUAUAGACAUGGUUUUCGCGAAUAAUAUUCGUGCAGUGGUUUUAGUCGCCCGCGUACUUAUUAUUAUACAGAUUCAGCGUCAAAUCGUAGACCUUCAGAUUGCAAAAAAAUAAAGGAAUAAUUGACGUCAUGUAAAAUAUAUUCGAAUUUUACGAGCAUUUAAAUGGGUGGGGGACACAACGGUACUGUCACUGGUGGAGAGGGGGGGGGCUUUUUCAACUAUUGCUGUUGUUUUUUAUUUAUAUCAGGAAUGAGUCUCGAACACCUCGAACUUAAAAAAAUUCGAACAGUUUGGAGUUCGAGCAAAAUGUAAGUUCGAAUUCAAACUCGAACAUCUAUAAUAGUUCGAAUAGUUCGUCGAGCAUAAUUUUAUAUGUUCGAAACGAUAUUUUUUUUUUUUUUUUAAAUAUGUAGGCACUAUUCAUUUUUGUAAACCUCAUUAUAUUAAUGAUCUCUGAUUAAGUGAUAAACUAAUAACUGAUAACACCAGUUCAAUGAGUUAUUAGUAAUGACUAGUAACUAAUAAGAAUUAAGUUUUAAAUAAUAACUUUAAUAAUUGUACUUCUAUUAUAAUAGUAUAAUUAUAGCAAAAUAUUAAACUUUUUAUUUUGUUGUGGGUAAAAUUUAAAUUUUUAAAUUUUUAAUUUUUAAAAUUCGAAAGUUCGAAGAAGCAUCGAGUUCGAGAAAAAAAAUCUGUUCGAGUUCACGAAAUCAUAGGUUCGACCCAUUCCUAGUUUAUGUAUAAUAUUUAUACAUAGGUAUUAUAAAUCUUGAAGUGGAAAAGGUCAUUGGGGUAGGGAGUCUGGCCUUCUUAUUCUAUUCAUCCCAUCCCCCCUGUUUGACCGACCCUAAUUUAAAUGCAUUUACGUACGAAUUUUCGAUUAUACACAUGAUGCCAUGUCUUGUAUUAUUACAAUAUUAUUUUUAUAUCGUUCGUUAUUCAAUCAGUAUAAUAUUCCGUGUUAUAUAAUAUCGUCCCCUACGCUUGCAGACCACUAUAAAUACAUAUGUUCAAAGGGAUUAGCAGUGUUCGAAUCGAGGGAGAGAACACCUUUUGUUUUCUGUUUUUUUUUUUUAGCGUCCCCUCGCUAUAAUUAUGUCUACCGGGACGGAGAAACGGUUUUGGUACGUCUCUUUUUGCAAAUAAUGAUAUUUUCGAAAAACUGGUAUCAACUCGAAUUUAAUUUUUAAUGUUGUACAUUUUUCUUUUGGAAUUUAAUAUUAUAGUCAAGGGGGUUCGGGACAGCAUUCAUAUAAUAUAAUCAACAAAACAAGAAGGUACCAUAAAAAGCACUUUGAAAUGCAUAUUGCAUAAUAUUAAUAAUAAUAUUAAUAAUAUUAAUAUUGCAUAUUGAACUCAUUGUAACGUGACAUAAAUUUAGUACUCUGUUCGAUUUGAUGAUACGUCAUAAAAUAAACUGCAGACGCUAAAAGCCCCGAACCGUGAUUUUAAUACUAUUAAUAGUAACAUACAUACAAUAAAUACAAAUUUAAACGAAAACGAGGUAUAUAAGCAUAUUAUUGAUUCGGUGAUUGCGAGGGACGGUAAUUUGUCUUAGGUCUUGCAUAGUCUCUUAUUUUUUAUUUUUCAAAUGCGAGUCUACUGUGGGUUAUUAUAGCUUACAGUAAAUCCGAAACUAUAUAUUAUGAACAACUCGUAGUGAAAUGGAGCGCGAAAUAGGUAACGGUGUCCCUAAAAAUUAAUGCAACGAGUAUUUCCCGUAUUUUAAUCUACAGGAUUUGAUGGGAUUAUCACGAAAAUUAUUUUACAGCAGUAGAUAGUUUAAAUUUUAAAUUAUAUUUAUAGCAGCAGAAUUAAUUUAGUAUUAUACAUCCUGUUAUAUCGCAUUGUUUCGAUAUCAAUACAAUAUACUACAAUAUACUACUGUCAGGGGUCAAGUGUAUCAAACGAUGUCCAGAAAAAAACGGUAUGAGCAUAUAGAUCACAUGACGUCGAAGCGGAAAUCAUGGGAAAAUUUCAUAAAAAAGCGAUUACUGCCCGUUUAGCCGUCCGCAGCGAUAAAGUCGCAUACUCCGUCGUUUUUUGCCAUAAUUUAUUCAACACGUAAUACAUUGGCGUCUUAUGGUUCAAAAAAUGAAAACCCAAAAAUCGUCUCGACUAAACAACUUUAAAUUUACAUAAUUAUGGACGUGUGCGCGUGUGAAAAUACUCGUUAACGACGAAAACUAAAAAUACUGCAUGUAUCAGUGUGCUCGACUUUUCCAAAAUCCAUGACUACAGAAAAUCGCAUUUUAAACGUUUACUUUUAAAUACACGUAAAAAAUGAACUAUUGUUUGGCCCCACCAUCUGUGUGUAUGUUAUCAUUAUUAGGCUCAUUGAUUAAUCAGAUGAGAAAUCCGGUGUAUUUCGAUAUCCCUUGAAAAUCGACUAUCAAUUAUCAAUCCAGUGUUCCGUCGGACUGAAAACUAGAUAAGGAAAUUUUUUUAAAGAAGAUACAUAUGGUCGGAUCGAACAGUUGUCUAUUUUAAAUGAUGUUAAAAAAAGGAUCACCGGCGGCGGCUGAGAAAAACGUAGAAAUAAUUUACAGUUUCUUACCAACUUGUACCAACAUGACGUAUCUUACAAGAAUAUUGAUACCUACUAAGAAUAAUUAAAACAUACUCCAUAUCAGAUUUAAUUUCAUAUAUUUGUGACAUAUUUGUCCUAUAUUUAUACAUACUUAAAUAUUGUAUUGUCCAUUGUCCAAGAUUCGAUAAUAGGUAAAUAGCUAUGCAAACGGCAUCAACCGCCGCACCGUGGCCAAACUAUAAUAUUAAACUUGUAGUAAAAUCACACGGAAUAAUUUAUUAUUAUUAUACCAAGUUCAAAUUGUGUUCAUCUGGGGUCAAUCAUGAUGUCGCUAUGUUAUUAGCUUAAUAAAUUGACGAUUAACACCCGUAUUGGAUAACAUGAGAAGCAAAAGUAGACUGCCGACCAAUCACUAUAAGGUUCACUCCGAAAACUUCAAAGAUUUUACAGUUUUUCCUGGCACUAUUUUGCUCUUGAAUAUUAAUGUAUCACCUAUAUCCACCACAAAAAAAUAGAUAGCCCAUACACUUCAAUGUGGUGUCACAUAAUGAUUAUCGUAGGAGUGAAAAUGUUCCAUCUCUUAAAAUAAGUAUUAUCAUAAUGACACGACUUUUGUGUUUUAACAGGUUUGCGGGUCAGCGUAUCUGAGUUGGAUCCCGUGUUUAAAAAUUUACUCUAGUUGGGUCCCAGGUUAAUGCGGCUACUAUACUAAUUGGGUCCCAAGUCCCCACGAAUAAUAUACUAGUUGGGUCCAAGAUUUCAGCUGGUUGUACACUAUUUGGGUGUUUAUUUAAUUGUGAGUAAAAUAAAAGUUCUAAAAAUGAUCCAAGUAGACACUUAGAUCAAUAUGAGAAGUAUGGAAAAACAAACGACAGGAAUGUAUUUUACAAAAAGAACAAUUUAUAAUGGAGAAAACGACUGAAAAAAACAUUGGCAACAUAAAUCAUUUUGACUUUGUCAAAACGCUCUCUUAUACAUUUAUACUUAGUCAAAUAUCAGUGCUAUCAUUGUAAAUUGGAACAAAACUAGCGGUAGAAAAGUUAUUCACAGGAAAAAAAGUACAAUUCUUCUCAGCUUCACUCAAAAUCUAAUAAUUAUAAAUUAUAAUAUAAGUACAUACGUAUUUCCGUUAUGAACAGCGCUGGAGUUGAUCGUAAAAUGACGAAACAAACACACACGAAAGAAAUCACGUUUUGUUUCAUGAAACUUGCUUACAAAAUAUUUUUGCCUUAACGUUUUGGAUCAGUAUGUGUCGUUUCAUUUAAACAUACGUGUGUUUAACUAACAAAAUAAAUUUCCCCAGUGUAUCAUCAGCCUUAGGAAACUAAUAACUUCCUUGGAGUAGUAUUAGAAUUGGGCGUGGUGGAUUUUUUUUUCAACGAUUGUAUUGUUGUGUCGAUUAAAUCAUUGCUCUGACUACUAACAUGCUAGUACUUAGUAGAUAUUACAGUAUCCACUGUUGUCGAAUGGUAAAAGUAUUUAAGUAUUUGUAUCAUUACAUACAAAUCAACAUUCGUUAUUAUGUUUCAAACGGCUAAUGGCGUGUCCUUAAAAUCAAUUUUUUUUUUUUUUUUUGGCUUACAUCCAUGGUGACUAUUUUUAUCGACUAGAUUGUAGGUUUCAGAUUUACACUUUACAAACUUAAAUUUCUUGGAGCAUCAAAUUUGGACCAAUAUUGUUCCACCCUUCAUAGUCCGUUUUUUUUCGUGUUCUUAAUAUUUGUAAUCCGCGUAUCUCCAUUAAAGUAUUAUUACAGUUAUUACUUAUUAAAAUGGUUAAAUUUAAAUUUGAAUUCACUGUAUCACUAACGUAUUACUUAUCAGAAUAUUGUUCGUUUGAAUGCUAAUUGAUUUUUUUGAUUUAUUAAGAGCUAUCCUGUGUUUUUUUUUUUUUUGAUUUGUCUAUGCUCGCACAGUCCAUUAGACAUUCACAUAAACGCGCUGCAGCAGCAUUUACACAGAAGGAGGGGGGCUGUAUAAAUCAGGAAAAUAAUAUUCAGUAAUGUUGUUUGAAUGAAUAAUAAAAACCGAUGGUUCUCAAUCUAACAUGAGGAUCGCUUCGCUUAGUUACUCGAGUGCGAACUCAUGUUAUACUUUUAAUAGAAAAUAAACCUCAAUUCGUUAUGCAAAAUCUCGUCGGGUAGAUUGCAGAAGAAACUCUGUGAUCUAAAAAUAUUUACUUUACGACGUAAAAAAAUAUUUUGGUGAUAAAUGAUUAUUAUUAUUAUUUCCCCGAUUAUUACGUUCGUGUGUGUUAUUUUCCUAUGUUCUAUGCGUCCUCGAGGAAGUAUGUGGAAUGCGUGUUCACCAAUAACCGGUUUUAUUUCUCUCUUUGGACAUCAAAUUAUCGUUAUGUGGUGUUUUAUUUAUGUUUUCAAUUUGUAUUGGUCCGGGUAAUAUACAUUUAUUUUUAUAUAACAGUAAAAUAUGAGAUUUCGUUUCAAAACGCGUGAUGUUCUGCUUGCGAUGUAUUAGUUUUCAAUAAACUAUAAUAAUUCGAAACCCGUUUUUAAUUCCUAGUGCUCAACGGUAAAUUAUGUGACUCGUUUAUAAAAGAAGAGCGAAAAAAAAAACCUGGGAAGUUUAUGGAACUAACGGAUUGGUUAUUUUCGAUUAUAUUUUUUUUUACUAUGGUAAUUUGGUUAAAAAUAAUCGUAGACCUGAAAUUUACAUAGAACUUUAUAUUAGUCUUUUCUAGGUAUGGUAAACAUAGAUUUUUAAGCUAUUAGGUAUAAGUUAUUAUAAUAUUAUAAGUUGUUAUUAAUGGUAAAAAAAAAGUUGAGUAUAAUGUAGUUUUUUUAUAAGGAUUUUAUGGUCAAAUUUUGACGAAAAUCAUAAACAUUACUGCAGUUCUGAACAUGUAUAACUAAACUUCGCUCAAAACCGUUUUUCGUUAGCAAUAGCUUUUCACUGUAUACAGAUAUAGAUAAAUAAUUCUAUUGCCUGGUUGCACCAAACCCGUAGUUAUCUAUUGAUAAAUCUAGUGUUAAAUAUUUACAUGAUGAUAAACUAUUAGUUGAUAAAUUAAAGUUUUAUCGUGUGUUAAAUUUACAAGAGUUGCUCAAUCAUGUUUUUAUAUUCUGGUUAUUACCAGAAUACUGGUUAUCAAUAAGUAGUGGCUGUAGAAGUUAAUAUUAUUAUUACCCAUAAAUUAUGAUAUCAAAUAUGAAUUAAUAAUAUAAUAAUAUUAUCUAAUGUUUUCAAUUAUCACCAGUCACCAUAAUAAUGCAAAAUAUUGAUAACGAAAUUUAACUAUAGAUAUAUACAUAUUUAUACAGCGAUAAAUGGACCUUCAAUGUAACUCUUGAUAAACUACAUUUUUAUCAACAAAUAAAAUUUAAAGCGUGGUUGGUGCAACAGAAUUUAGUUUAACUACAGAUAAACAAGUUAUCUCUGUGUAACUAUUUAGUUGGUGCAACCCAGCAUAUAUAUCUUAUCUUCCUAACUUUUCACCUAAAACAGUUGCACACACAUUUCAAGUAUUAGCAAUUUUGUUUCACUAGGAAACUAAAACUGGAAUUUAGAUUCACGAGAAAUAUUUUUUGUCUAUCCUACUACACUAUACAUAUACAUAGAUACAAAUUUAAAAUAAUAAAAUCAUUAACACCAUAAAUUUGUUAGCUUUUUUUUUUUGCGAAAACUGCUUGAAAAAUCAAAAAAUGGACCAACUAAAUCCAAAUUUCAACAAAAAAAUUGUAUUGUCUUUUAUUGAUUUCUGGUAAAAAAGUUGUACACAGACACAAAAAAAAAUUAAAAAAUUAAAAAAUAAAUAAAUAAGCACAAAUCACAGUAAAACCGAUUCAUUAACCACACUGUUCAGAAUCUAAUAAAUUACAAUAGUUUUGUAUUAUUUAAUAAUUUAUUAAAACUCAUAAUUCAUAAUUUUUAGUAAACACUAAAAAAAAAAAAAAAAAUCGAUUUUAACAAAAUUGUGUUUAUUAAAGUUUUUAUAUUUUAUUUUUUUUCGAUUUUGUUCUAUUAUUAAGACACGUACAAAUAAAAUCAAUUAAGGGACAAGUCUAAUGCACCAACUUGACAGAAUCGUCUGCUAAAAACCACUCCUGGUGUUGAUAACUGAAGAGCAAAAUUUCUGGUUGAAAAAUUAUUAAAAAUUAAAUUAUUAUUUAUCUUUUCAUUUAUUUAUGUAGUUAUUAUAAAUUUAUUUUUGUAAUUGAAAAAUCCUCGGGAAGAGGAUAGGAGCAUUUGUCCCGUCGUCUCCUUCAUCCUAAAAUGCACCACUGACUGUUAACAGUUUUGUUGAUAAAAUUUAUCAAAGCUUAUUUUCAUAUCUGUUGUAUGAGUAAAACUGUUGUACAAUAAAUAUGGUAGUGAGUAAAUGUCUCGAUUGAUAAGGUGAAUUAAUACGUAAGUGAACAUGUAGACGUGAAUAAAAAAUUCGUAAUCACGUUUAAUUAAUACACGUGAAUUUACUAUCUUUGUUUUCGUGUUUUAGUACUAUUCGAGAAAAUACGUAAAUAUACGUGUAAAUGUUAAUAAUUAAUAACGUUUAUUUCGAUGUAAUAAACGUGUACUUACACGGUUUUAUAGAUUUGAAUGUUAAUUUCACGUUAAUAGAGUGUUCUAAUAACGAGUAACGCUACUUAGGACUUAAACCAUGGGUAUAGUAUAUCAAUUAAACUUUAAGUGAUUUUUACCAUGUGUAAACAAUACAAUCAAUAAACUAUUUCUGAACCUUGGUUAAAACCUAGGAUAAAUCUAGUUAAAUAUUUGUAUAUGAUUAACGCUGUUUAUCUUCGAGGGCUUGACUAUAGGAGACAUUUUUCCUUAUAAUACUUAAUGCAGAUAAAUCUAUCAUUUAUAAAAUAUAUUUACAUUUACAGUAACUUACGUAUAAUAUUACGCCUAAGUUACAAUCAACUAUUUAGAAUUCUGAACUUCCUCGCACGCGUGUAUUUUAUACUGAAAAUAUUACGAAGUUGGAAAUUCGGGCAUUUUGAGUAUAAAAAAAAAAUCCUCGUAAAGAAUGUUUAAAAUUAAAUAACAUCAAACGGAUGUUCUUAUGUUCUAUUAUAUUAGCUUAUACAAUAUAUUAUAUUAAAGCCUUAUAGGUACUUGGUACUUCACCAAAAAUGUAAGAACAAUUUCGAAAUUGUAUUAUUAAAAGGCAAGGUAAAUUAAUAUUAUAAUAUUAUAAGCACUUGGUAAUAUUAUCUUUCAUCGUUUGAAUUUCUACACCGAACAAAACGGUACUUAAUAUAAUAUCGUAUAACAAUAUGAAUGGUACCUAUCAGUACUCGAAUUGGGAAAAUAAAAAAAGAAGGGCUAUAAGAUUUAAAAAAAAUUAAUGUCCUUUGCAAUUAUUAAACUCAACUAGAUCCGUGUGCUACUUGAAAAUUUUACCAUGUCGGAAAAAGGGUAAUAUAAAUAUUUUGUGCAAAUUUCUGGUCUCUUUGAUUAUUUUUACCAGAUUCACUAAAAAAAAAAAACGAAAAACAAUUGCUAGGUAUAACGAAAAGAGAUUCGGAGCAAAGUUCGAUUAUGUAUGUUUUUAAAGACCGUAAUAUUUACGGUUUUCGUCAAAAUUUAAUAUUAAAAAUUGUAUUCAAAAAAUACUACAAUAUAAAAACUUAUUUUUUUUUUACCUCAUAGUACGACUUAUAAUGAACCUCUUGUUGAAUUUUCAAGCAUUUUUGUUUUUCUAUUAAUAUUUUUUUCUACAAAAUACCUACCAAGUAUAAAUUAUUUAAAAACUCGCAAAAUUAAAAUGUCUAUAAAUAACUAAAUAACGACUCAAAUGUUUUUAAAAUUAUACUACGUCAAGAAAUGGCAAAUUAUAAGUUUUCUGCUAAGUUUCAUGUCUCUACAAAUAUGUUUGACUGAAUUACAACAAUAAACCAAAAUAGAAAAUAAUUAAAGCAUUAUUUUCGUUAACUUUUAAAUCUGUCUACGGUUUUUUUAUCUGUUUUGCUCAAUUAAGCGAAAAAUAAAAAAAUAAAACUAAUAAAAACAUUAUUAUUUCUUCAAUACCAAUGCUGUAUUACAUCUGUGAUAAAAUGUACCUACCAGACUAAAAAAAUACAUAAUGUAAUUCUAAUCGUUUAAUAUACUAGCUGUGUGGUCGUAUAUUAUGAUUAGUUUUAUCUUUGUUUGAAAUUACUCAACAUUACCUUAUGAUGCACUAAAAAGUUGAUAUAAUUUUAUAAUAUUUUAUCAUUUUAUAUCCGUCUUUCGUUAUUAUUGUUAUUGUUUAUUUUUUACUUAGGUAAUACUUAUUUUUGUAUAUUUACGUAAAGUUUGCUUCGAUUGUGGUGGGGGAUCUCAAUCGAUUUGAAUGAAAAUAAUCCGGACAAUUAUUGCGGAUUAGGUGCAAAUAAUAUCUAUAAUUUCUCAAGUCCUUAUAAAUUCAAUAUCAUAUUAUGGAAAAAGACGAAUUCAUGCAGCUUCCCUUCCCACUUUCGCCGAUCAUCGUCGGAAUACCAUUAAAUAAUUGUAAAUUAAUUGAUAAUAUAAUAUUUGUUUCGACAGUUUUUUUACUAGGAUUUUUCGAACAUUUUCAAAAUUUUCGAACAUUAACAAUAAUAAUAUAUAGUUGUUAUAGAUAGGCGCACUAAUAAUAUAAAAUAAUGAAAAUACAUAAUUAUGUCUAUAUGUAAAUUAUUUUUUUUUUUUAAAAAAAGUUGAUACUGCUGAUGAAUGUACUACUAUUUUAUGGAGAAAGUUGGAAGGAAAGAAUGAUAGAAUUAUUUAAUUUAUACACGUAUGACACGAAAAAUAUUAUUCUGAGCAAAGUUCGAUUAAUAUGUUUUUAAAUACCGUGAUUUUUAUAAUUUUAUAAUUUCCGUAAACAAUUUCUUUCUCUGUAGACCUCCUUUUUAACUAUAUAUUUACUUAGCUUAAAUCAUAAAAAUAUAAUUCUAAUAAAUCAAUAAAUUUUUGUUAAGAACCACCUGUUUUAAAUAUAUUUAUUUAAUGAAUGUCUGUAAACACAAAUAGUAGGUACUGUAUUUUAUGAAAUAUUAUAUAUUAUGUAAUUUACGAGAUGUAUAAUGGAGAUGAAAACAAAUAUAAUCGUUAUCUGUGAACAAUUUUUUACCAAAAAACUAUUGCUUCGAUCAACAACAUAUGUGGUGGGUAGGUAGCAAUUUUGGUUUAGUUGGUUUAGUUUUUGAUUUUUCCGGUAAUUUUUUUUCAUAAUUCAAAAAAUUGGGAAUUUUUAAUAUGCAAAUACAUAAUCAUACUAUACAAACCAAUGAUUUCUCUUUAUAUAAUAUUAAAAUUUUUUAUCGUCAAUUUAAUAUACAUUUGUACCAUAAUAUUAUGCAGUUGUAUUUUCCUACGUGUAAUUCGCUCAUGUUAAAUACCUACUAAUUUUUUAUGAAGAACAUCAUUCGUGUUGUUUUCGUUCCCUCCAUUUGUGUUAUACACGUUUAAAACAAAUUAUAAUAGAUAAUAUUCAUAAUCGUAUUGGUACCUAUAUUUAAAAUACUAUAAUUUACAUAGGUGCAUAGAUAGAACACACAACUUCAAAAUGAUUUGUACUAAUGGAUUUCACUUAAAGUCCUAUACGUAAGGUAUAUGCACUUCUUUUAUACACUGACAGACCACAAUACCGCAUAGUAGGCCGGAAUUCAAUUCUAAGCGGUUGAAAAUGUUUUUUUUUUUUAAUUCUGAGCAGAGCGAGGAAUGUAUUGGUUUUACAAUGUUGUUUACCUUUUUUUUUAACUGUGAAGACAUUUUCUACUAGCAAUUUUGAUCCGAUUUACAAUAAUAGAACUUUUUCUAAAAGGAAAUAUGACUGGAUUGAUACUUUUAUAGGUAGGGUUAUUCUUUGUUUUCCGUACUGUUUUUAUAAUAAAUGGGAAAAACCGGGAAAAAACAUUGGGAAAAACGGGAAAAUAGGUACAAUAUUUAACAAAUAUCAUUAAAGAAAAUAUAUAACGCAUAUAUUACAGAUACCCAUUAAAUUUCCCCUCUACCUUCCCAACUUUUCACCUACAACAGUAGCCCACCCACGUGUGAAGUGUACCCGUCUUUUUUUUUUUUAAUUGAUUAACAACAAUACUUUUAAAAAUACGGGAACUUAGGACAUUUUUCGUGCCGACAUCUUCGUCGUUAAUUCACAACCGACACACAUGAUCCGUCGAUCCUCUAUCGAAUUAAUAUAUAUAUACGUAUAUAUAUAAAAUAACACGAUUCAAUUUUUUUUUUAUACAAAUUUGUUAAUAAAUAUUCAAUGUUCGCGUUAAAAGCACUUACUCUAAACAUGGUGAAUGACGCAUCACUUUAAUUGAUGACCUCGACAACGAACCGUCGAUCCUUUUGUUAUAACGAAUACUCGCUCUCAUAGAACUCAACGUAGAAGCGCAAGCGACGAAAUCAGUAACGACAAUAACGACGUGAUACCUAUUUACGUACACCCGUUUACGAAGUGAAUGCAUAUAGCCAAAUGGGGAUCUCAUUGCACUCAACAAUGACUAUGGAAUAUUUAAGAUUAUGAUUAUAGAAGAAGAACCGUGAUUAUAAAUUAUGUAUUAUAGCCAUAUUAUAAUACACAAUUUAUAGUAUUACCUAUAAUACGGUAUUGUUAAAUUUUAAGGCACGCCAUUUGAAAUUGGUUAAUCAGAAACGGUUGAUACAAUAUAUGGUAUGGGAAAAUGCUGAAAAAGUAACGGAAAAGCAGGUAACACCAGCACUAGCUAAUGAGUGAAUAGUAUGACCUUCAUACAUACCAACCAAAUAAAAUUUGCUUUUAGAAAAGAUAUCACUGUUAAAAUUUGGAGUAAGAUUACUGAUAGAAAUCAAAAAUCGAAAAAAUGUACAGUAAUGAAAUCAAUAGCGCCGUAAAUAUUUGUCCGUUGUCCCAUUACGUUUUUAUUGGUUUUCCCCUAUUACUUUGAAAACCACUUGAGAAGUCGACAAAUGACUUCCCCGAUUCACCAAUUAAAUUCAAAGUUUAAUAAAAAAGGCCUCCUGUUAUUUUUUGAUUGUAGCAAAAUAUCUGGUAGGAAAGUUGUGCACACACGAAAAAAUAAAAUAAAACUCGCACAUCAUAGUAAAACCAAUAAAUAAAAAAAAAAAAAGUUUUACCGUACAAUUUAAAACUAGUCGAAAAAUUAUAUUAAAUCAUACUUCUGUGUAGUUCAACGGUUCCUAACCCAGGGGGGAUAUUCCCCAAGGGGUAAAACAGGAUUUUAUGAGGAGAAAGACGAGAAUAAUUUUUUUAUUUGUAUUGUAUAUACGCUUAUUUAAUUAUUAUUAAAUAGUUUUUUUUUUAUCCAACCAAUGAAAGUAUUAAGAUGUUAAAUAUUACUACACGAAUUAUAUUAUUUCAGAUAUUUAUUAUAGCUAUUUACCCAUAUGAGCAAAUUCCAAUAGUUUCUUGUAGGUUUUAUCAUAUUUAUUGUUAUCUUAGCUUUUUAAAAUUAUUUUUAAACAUAUUGUAUAAACAUUAUUGACUAAAGGUCGCCGAUUCUUUUAUAACGGGCAAUCAGAUAAGAUGGCAGAUAUCUAAUUAAUUAAAAAUGAUAUCAAUAUUUAGUGGUUCACAACUGUCGGUCGUUCAUUAUUAAUAAUUUGGCGUGGUAUUCCCGGUUAAAAAUAUAAUUUAUUUUUUUUGUCUUUUAAACUAAAUAUUUUAAGGGGUAUUUGCUAAUAUCUAACCCCGGUUUAUGGGUAAUAGACUCAAAUUAGUCGGAUAUCACUGAUGUAGUUGGAUAUACUCCAAUUACCAAAAAAAAAAUUAUUAUUCCUUUUACUUCGAUAAAUGUUGAACUUGAGAGUUGAAUUUCAGGCUUAUUUGUUUUCCAAAAAUUGAUAGUUUGUUUUUUGUUUUUUUUUCUUCGUAAAACUUAACUAUUAAUGAAUGUAUUUUAUGAAAAUCAGGUUUUUAUAUUAUCUAAUCAUAAUGGUAUAAUUAAUAGUCCUAAUAAAGGCCAUCAACACUUGUUCGUGUUAGAACCGUCAGUGACGGAUCCGGGGAGGGGAGGGUAAAUGACCCCGUUGCUUCCCACCCAAACAACGUAAUGGAGUAGUAUGUUUUGGUUUACAAGGUAUUUUAAUUUACUAUUUUUAGCGUUACCUAUAUUUGCACUUUUGCCCCUUCAAAAAUUGAGCUCUAGACCGUCGGGUUGCAUGAUAUAACGUCUUUCGCGAUAUUGUUACAGUUUUCUUGUGCUAUAGAAAAUAUGAUUAUUUAUUAUUAUUACUUUUUGUCUACGAUGAUUGCCUUGAGUUCGAUAUUUUAUUGGCUUACAGCCAUGGUGCGUGACUGUUCACGGGUCGCGUUCCGAAUUCGCACGGAUUUGACGUGCAUGAUUUGCCCGCUGUGCCCAGACGUGGCCUGCAUUUGCGUACUUGAUGUUUGAAAACAUAUUCACAAUCAUAUAAUAUAGAUUACAUUGUACAUAUUUUGAUGCAUACUAUAAAAAAAAAAGUUCUUUUGCUACCUACCCAAACGAGAUGUUAACAGUGUAUAAAUACAAACACGAAUCUAAAAAUUGAAUUUGUAUACACGUACCUACAAGAUUCCGUAUGGUUUUUAAAUGUUGCCAUUGCGAAAAACAAAUAUUGUUAUGUGAAUAAACAUGGCAAACCAUAGAGCAUUCCAGGUUUUGAAAACGAAUUUUGGAAUUGUAACAGAUUUUGUAGGAAAUUUCACAAGUUUAAUUUGAUACCAAAAUAUCGUGUUUUUUUGAAUGACGACCAUCAAUUACGAUUAUCGAUUAUUGUCAAAAAUCCAUACAUCAUUAAGUUAGGUAAACAAUAUUGUUUAUCAAUCUCAAUGCUAUAAAUUUAAUUUUGUAGAUCAAGUUCGAGAUUUCAAUGUCAAUGAGGUACGUUGUACAAAUAAACCUAUACCUAACUGAAAAAUAAAUAAUAUGAUAAUAUUUUAUAUAGGUAUUGUAUUUAAUUAUGUUAUAUUUACUCGGUGCAUAAUUAUUGAAUUGGAGACGAAAAAAAAAUACAACUGUUAUCUGUGAACAAUUUUUUUACCAUCUUCGAUCAAUAACAUCAGUGGUGGGUAGGUACCAAUUUUGGUUUAGUUGGUGCAUUGGGGAUGCUAUUUUAGAUUUUUUUUGUACAUUUUUCACAAUUAAAAAAUCGGGAAUAUUAUGUACACGCAAAUACGCAAUAUCAUAUACAAAUCAACGAUUUCUUUUUAUAUAAUAUUACAAUUUUAUAUACAUAGGUACAUAUGCAGUUGUAUUUUCCAACAGGUAAUUUAUUCAUAUCGAAUAUCCAUUUUUAUUUUAUUUUUUUUUUUUUUGUAAACCAUGAUCAAUCAAAUAUCGGAGCGUAUUUUUCUAACAUUAUUCGUGUUGUCUUCGUUCCCUCCAUUUGCGUUAUACACAUCUAAAACAAAUUAUAAUAGAUGAUAAUGAUAAUUAUAUAUUUGGUACUUAUAUGUAAAAUACUUUACAUACUUUGCUAGAUAGUACACUUGACUCCACAAUGAUUUGUACUAAUGGCGUUCAAUUAAGGUCUUAUACGGUCUUUGGGUCUUAAGUCUAAUGCACUACAUAUACUCCGAGGGGCCAAGAAGGGCCGUGCCUCACCCCUUGACAGUUAUAUUAUAUUUUUAGUUGUAAUAAUACAAGUUUAUAAUGAUUAUAAAUCGUCGUUCAAAUUUCAGUUAAACAAAUUAUUACGAUUGUCGAUUAUGUUGGUACUUGAUUGUAUUCUUAUCUGUAUUUUAUAUUUAUUGUUCAAUGUUGAAAAUGAAUAUAAAUAAUUUUGGGCCCCUUCCCCUUAAAAAAUCCUUAUCCACCACUAAUUUGAAUAGCAGUUUUAAGUCGAACAAUAUACCUAAAUCUUCGAAUAAAGAAGAAUCUAGAAGACUUAUAUUCGAUAUAGAGUAGUUAAAAUUAAUUUGUUUAUGUUUUUUUGAGAAUGAAAUAGCUUGAGAUUUAUUUAUAUUUAAAGAGAGGUCAUUUAAAAUGCACUAAUCUUUAAAAUUAUUUAAAUCUUUUUAUAAUAGUAUGUUAUCUUUAAAAGAUGAAAUGGAUUUGAAAUCAUUCGUAUCAUCAGUAAAAAGAAUUAUGUCUGAAUAAGAGAUAGAAAAAACCAUAUCGUUAAUAAAUAGAUUGAAGGAGUGGAAAUAGGUGAUCACCACCAGAAGGUACAAAUAUAAGAAAUUAUAUAAAAUGUUUAAAUUUUACAAAUUGGGUUUGAUGUGAUAAAAAAUAAUUUAACCAUGAUAGGGCUAUGCGAAGCCAAUUUUGGUAAGUUUUUUAAUUGGAAAGUCCGGUUAACUUUAUCAAAGGCUUUCUCGAAAUCGAUAGAUAGCAUCUGUUUAAUGAUGAUUUUUAAAGGAAUUUAAUACAUUAUGAUGUUUCAUCAUUACAUAUUUAGUUGGUAAUGAUUGAUUUAUGACUGCGAAAACCAUGUUGUUUGGGGUUAAUAAAAUGCUCUUAAAAAGAGGAAUAAUUUUAAAAGUUAUAAUUUUAGAGAAAAUAAAAAUUAUAGAAAUUGGUUGGUAAUUUGAAAUUCUGGAUUUAUUUAAUUCUUUAAAAAUAGGAUAAACAACACAGAUAGAUUUCCAAAGAUAACGAAAAAAUCUACUUUUUAGGGAGUCAUUGAAGAUAUUUUAUUUUAUUUUUAUACUAAUACAGACCGAGGCCCAAAAACAUAAAGUGAUAUAACAUAAAGAAUAACAGCAAUAACAGAUUCAUUCGAUAAAUAGUUUAUGGGUGGCUAAAAGUAGGGUCUUCAUUAGUAAGACGCAUAAUAUGAUAGAGGGGGGAGUUUAGUAUAUAAUUAGAAGAGGAAAAAAGAAUAACAGAGGGACAAGUAUCUAGUUUUACAAGGAGAACUUUAAAAUUGAUUUCUGACUGUCGAUUGGAUUUGAUAGAAGUUUAGAAAUAAAUGAUAUAUUCGUAGAAAACCUAGGUCACAAACAAAAUUAGAAGAAGUGAUUGGUGUAUCAUGGAUGAUUUAAUCGAAUAUAAUUGGAUUAUUGAUAUGAAAAUAAGACAUCUUGAUACAUUUAGAGAUAUUAUGUGUCAAUCCCAGGGAUUUAUCCCAAUGUACCAAUCGGUCAAUGUCCGAUUAGAGAAGAAGGGCUUCAUAGGUAUUUUGAACAUGCAUAUAUAGUUUUAUAUCAUCAGCAAACAUAAGAAGGUGAGCAUGAUGUAGAACAGAGGUAGUACCAUUGUCCAUUAACCAGAAUAUUAACAUUGAAAAUAUAUGGAAGAGAUUAAAUUGAUGGAUAUUAUGGUUUGACAUAUUACUCAUAGAUCUUAAAAUAGUUUAAUAUCAUGUUUAUGACAAAUUUCGAAACUCGUAAUCAUAAUUGUUAUAUAUAUAUAUAUUAAAUAUUAUUCAUUGUAUAUAGUAUAUACAAUAUACAUAAUAUUAUGCUAUUAUAAUAACUACUACUAAUACUACUAGUACUAAGUACUCUUACUGUGCAAUAUACAGAUCAUGGCUAUAGAUAGUUGCAAACUAGAAAACAUAAAUAUAGAUAUUAAACUAGAUUGCUAAUUAGUCAUAACUGUCGACACCAAAAAUUAUCAUGUUGCCUUGUAUAAGUUUCUGUAUUUUAAUUAUUUUGCUAUUCUUUCUUAAUAAAUUUCGUUUUAUAUACGUAUUUGUAUUUUAGAUAUGUUUAUUUAAAUUAAACUUGUUAUUAGUAUUUUAUUGCUGAUUAAUAAUAAUUACUAAUGUACAAUUGUUUCUAUUGCCACAUUUUUUAUUUGAUCUCGUUCUAUUGAUUCAUGGUUAAUGACGAAAAAUUGGUGAGUAGGUAAUUUAUAAAAUUUAAUUCAUUGUAUAAUGGCUUUGGGCUUGGCUUUUGAUACUUACUAACUUAACAUAAAAUAAACAUGCCUUAAGGUUAACUAUAUUCUAAGCCAAACAUAACUUUUGCGUUUGCUAAUUAAUUAUAAAUUAAAAUAUAUGAUAUAACUAAUAUUUUAGAGACUAUAUUAUUGUACACAAAUUAUAAUACUUGAUUUAAUUUUUAUUUUUAUUAUUAUUAAUAUUUAUUAGUUGCUUGAAUGCUUGAUGGUUUUUUAAUUUAUUGACAAAAUAAUGGCUAGUCAAAAAAACUCGGCGGAGUUGAAUUUCUAAGUAAAGCAAAAAUUAAGGCUAGUAAAUGCUAGUAAGGUGGUGGCCACCACAUAAUAGUAUUAUAAUGUAAGCACUAUAUGAUUAAGUACUUCACUAUUCCAAAUCAAAAUAAACCGCCUCGUGCAUGCUGAAUGGUUACUAUGAUGCAGGGGAUCGUUAAUCGAUUACGUUUAUUAUUCGGAAGUCAUGGGAGAGAACCGUUUUUAUUUUUAUUAGUUGGAUGUUUUCUUUCUAUACUGUGCAUGGGUGAAACCAUGCGGGAUCAGCUAUAUAGUGUUCACGGAGAUAAGCUGACAAUGCAAUAACUUUUGUUCUGUUCAAUAUUUAUUUUUCUACCUACUAGAGCCUUGCGCUAUGAUUCAUUUUAUAUUUGCAUUUUUCUUUUUUAAAUAAAAUAAAAGUAAAAUUGUUUUUCACAUAAUCCAAGAUCACAUACAAUUAUGUAUUGGUACAUAUUGUGAAAUAAAAUGUUGGCGUUAUAUUUAUUUGCCAAUAAUGAAUCGCUAAUUGUCUACAAUUGUGUUCAAGUUUACGAUAGUUUAAAUUGUUUUCAUUGCCACUAUACUACCAAUUAAUAUUAAUUGUUUCAUCAAUUUAUUUGUCUUUACAAAAUAAUUUUAUUAUCUAAUGAUUUUUGCAAACUAAAAAAAAUGUAGUGGCUGAACGAUUCAGUAUUAGUACAUAAGUAUUCGUCUUAUAUGAUACGUACUGAAAAAAAUUUAGUCUAAUACAAUAAGUACAAUACCUAUCCUGAAAUUUAUACCUACACAAAUAUGGCACCAGUUUAAUAUGAUAUAUUAUGUACUAACUAACGUACUUAAACCUUAAAUUAUAUUAUACAUACUAUUAAAUUUUGUUUGCAGGAAAAUAUGACCAGUUUGAAUCAGUUUGUUAAUAAAUGUUCAACAGUAAAAAAUUUUUAUAUCCCGUGUAUAUAAUGUAUUAUUAAUAUUGAUAGAUCCACACCAUUCUUCUUUUAAAAUAUCGCAUGAUAAUGGUUUUCAUUAAAUAAAUAAAUAAAUAAAUUGGUAUGAACUAUCAAAAAAAUCCAAAAAAAAAUACCAUGCACAAUAUGUUUUGGGUUCACAGAUAAUAUGUGUUAAUAAUAUUUAUCAAUAUUGAUUUUUCUGUUGGUAAUAAAUCAGAUAAGAUAAUCAAAAUUGUGAUUUAUCCUUUGUAAGUAACUGUGUAUAUUAUUACCUAUGCUAAGAAAGUUAUUUGGAUUAAGAUUGUUAUUUUGGAUUUUAUAAAUAUUUUUAAUUAACUAUUUUACUUUUAAAAAAAAAUUGUAUUUUUAGUUUCCAAAAAUAUAAAUUACAGGAAUCAUAGAACAAUAAUGAUUGUUAUAAAAAAAAAAAAACUUUAAAAUAUUGAACAGAACAAAAGCUAUUGCAUUUGUUAGAUUUUCGUGAAACAUCCUCUAUAAUAAUGUCUUAAAUAUUAGGUACACAAUAUAAUUUUAUAUUGCGAUUGACAUUUAAGUUGCAAAAAUAGUCGUGGUGACUCGCGGUUAUAAUAUUAUAAUUGUCUGAAAUCAAUUAACUGCGUCUGUCGUGUUGCGUACCUAAUAUGAUAUUUUAAUUUAUCUUGUACACAAUUAUUAUUUCACAGAAUAAUUAUUAAAAUAAAUCUAUCACAGUUAAAAAAAAAACGAAAGAAAUUCACGAAAUGUGUAUUUAUUACCUAUCAUUUAAAUGUCUAUUUACAAGCAUUUUAAAAAAAAAUCUUCGUCUACUCUCGUUUUAAAUAUUUUUGUUAAUUGGUUUUCUCUCUUUACACUAAUUAUAAAUGGAUUAUGUCUAUUAUGUAUUAUUUUUUUCCUUGUAAUAAUAGUAACAUUAUUUUAUUAUUGUUGACAAUGGUUUUCUCCAUCGCUAUUUCGUGAACAAGACUAAUAAUUAUCAUAACAAAAAACACGUCUAUAUUCUACACAAUAUUAGAAUAAAAUUAAUCGACUCCGACCGCAGUCGUAUUUUUAUAAACCAGUCAUUACGUAAGUGAUAAAUUUGUUAAAUAAGUAAUCUGUUGAGAAGUAAUACUUGAGAAGUAAAUAUUACUUUACCAUUUUACGUGUAACUUGUUUUUAAUUGUUUCGUUCAAAUAGCUAUAAAUCAUGGUUUUUCAAACGUAUACCUACGAGUAAGACGACUAAAUGUAUUUCGAUAAAUUUUUAUAUUUUUCUAUGAUAAAUCGUAAUUUGUGAUAAAACUAGGGAAUCUAAAUCGUAAAAAAAAAAAAAUGCCAAAUGUCGGAGGUAUUUGUAAAUCACUUAUAAUUUACCAAACGUUAAUACAGUUUUGGUAUGUAUAUACUCAAAUAUAUUUAAAAGUUGAUGGGCGCAAUUGACGCACAACAUUGUAUAACAUCGGAGUAUCGAUCGGCGAAGUUGAUGUAUACCAUUUUUGCUAUCCCAUAUGUUUGUUUUUUCGCCUGCGAUUUUCGGCGCUAGUCGCAACUAAUAAACCGUAAACUUUAUACGCGUUUCAAGUUACAACGCAUUUGAUUUUAACAGCGUAAUUUUAAGUGUUUCCCCGUAAGAAUAUUCUAUAAUAUUGUAAAUAUAUUAUUAAAUGCCUUACCGCGUCUGCACCUGUAACAGCAUAUUAUGACAUAAUAAAACAAAAAUAAUAUAUUUUUCGUAACAAAUGUUGCAAUAACAUCCAUACAUCCACGUCAAAUUGAAAUAUUUUAUUAUAUUAUUAUUAUUAAUCAGAUGGUCGCAUCAUGACGACCCGUGAUGACAUUAUUAUUGCAGCAGCAACAUGCGUGAUUUAAUCCGCACAAUGGGUGGGCCACUGUUGUAAAUGAGAAGUUGGGAAUAUAGAGGGGAAUUUAAAUUACAUCUGUACGCAACGAUUGCUACCGAAAAACAAUUUGAAGCGAAGUUUUUUUUAUACAUGUACCUACAUUUUUCCGGUUUUCCCAAUUAUUACGAAAACCGCACGGAAAAUCAAAAAAUGACGUCUCUAAAGUACCAUCGAGAUAAAAUUAUCUUCAGAAAAGGUACUACACUUGAAAAAUCGGAGCAACGCUCGCUACUCUCCGAAUCUAACGUUUUGGUCGCCAUUACCUAAUAGAAACAAGUAUAAUAUGGUGGUCAUCUUUUAGACGAUUUUAGAACGUGCUGAUUUCUUAUCAGGUGAACUUUGACGUGACUAUUUGUAUAGUUAAUAUUGUAGAGCUUAAGAGAAUUUCAAAAUCAUUUAUUUAUCAAGUUUUCAGUCCAAAUUAAAUAAAUUAACUUAAUUCAAAUUCUAUUAUUUAACCCUUCCCCCCAAUAUCUAUACGUGAAAUGUUAUAGGCCAUAUGAUUUUCUCCUGAUAUUUUGUUGUUAUCAAUAAUGCGUUUUGCUGUAUAACACUAUAAUAUAUUACACAUAAUAUUACAUAACAUAUUUAUAAUAUGUUAUUUAACUUUGUUUCAUAACACUGCUUUGUAGCGAUGUUAACUAAUUAGACGUAGACAUGGAGUAAUUAAGAAUUAUUCUAUAUAUAGAUGUAUAAUGACAAUGCAUUAAGGUUAUCGCCCAAUACAGCGGUAUGCGGUAUGGUACCAAUACGGUAAACCAGUGGUGACCAAACUUUUUUUUUACAGAGGAUCAUAAAAAAAAGAAUAAUAAUUUUUGGCGAGCCAAGAAUUUAAACUUUUACUUUUAGUAUUUUAUUUUAGGUACAUCUUAAUGUAAUUGAAUCUUAAUCUUUAUUAUGUAUUGAUUGUUAUAUAUAAAUGAGAAAAAAAUUAAAAAUAUAAACAUCAUAUCUUUUUUUUUAAUGCGAGUGUUAAUUUUUGAAAUUUGACGUUAUUUUCAUUUUUAAAUUUUUGAUUUAAUACUUUGGUGGGUCGAUUUAUAAAUGAUCACGGCCCGAAUUUGUCACCACUGCGGUAAACAAUAUUUUAUUUUUAUGGUAAAUUAUUAUACUAUACUGUAGCUUUCACACUGAUCCGGUCCUCGAUAUGGGGUACCGGACGUUAAAAUAUCGUAUUGGAUUACCGCAACGUUUUUCGGUAAUCCGUACACUGCUGCGUUAGGAUAUUAAAAAAAAAAAUCUAACGACUCAAAAACCAGAUAAAAUUUCAGAAUAUAUGCUAUUCUUGUAAUUUGGACACAAAGAUUUCUGGCAGAAAAAUAUUAUAAUCUCAAAAAUGUUAAAUAAUAAAAUCGUUACGCCACGCAUAAUUUUUAUAAAAAGAAAGUCUUAUUAUUCGUUUUUUUUGGUUAUUCUCGAAUAUUAUGAAAACUGCUUUAGAUAUCGAAAACCUUACCCCUUCGUCAGCAGCUAAAAAUGAAAUGAAAUCGAUCUCUUGUAGUUCAUCGAUCGGAGCGAGAUUUCUGGUAGAAAACGUCGUUUUCAAAACAAAUUUAACCUAACCUAACCUAACCGGGACGUCAAGUUGCCGUAAAUAUCAAUUUUACGAGUUCCGGCAUGCGGUAAAAAUCAUGCGAACGCAUGUUUUAAAUAUACCGACGUGUGUUCCGUCCUCCAAUACGCUUGAGACCGGUAUAACAGGAUUUUUAUACUCACGAUAUUAUUUACCGUCCCCGGUAAAAAUAUCCAAGGAUAAAUUUACCUACAACAAAAUUUUAGAAAGGUAAAAAUAUCCUAGGUUAUAUUUAACUCCCGAUAAAUAUUUCUUAUGUGCUUUUACGUUUACGUAAAUUCAUGCGUAAAGUUGGGUAAAUAUAUCCUUGGUUAAUCUUACCACCGGUAAUAUUUCACUGUAGUAGGUAAAUAUAUUAUUGUUUUUUUUUACCUCCUAGGUUUUCUAUCAAAUUUUUUGUCUGUUUUUAUUAUUAUAAAUGUGUAUAAAUAUUGUUAUAAUUAUAAAAAUGUAUAUAACGAAUAUAAUGCUUUGUGAUUAUCAAAAUUUUAUGAAAUUAUGGUUUUUUUGAAAAUGCUUUGUGACAAUGAAAUAAAUGCAAUUUGUUAAUUGCUUUUCGUUUAUUUUUAAUCAGAUUGACAUAAUAUUCCACUAUAUUUAUAUUAAUAGUAACUGACCUUUGCACUUGACAACUUACUGUCAACUGAAUAAUAAACAUCAAAUUCGAAUGUCAGUGAUAACGUAGCGAGUAAUCUUAAGGUUUUACUAUGGUUUCUUUUUCUUUUAUCAGUGAACAACUUUUCUACAAGAAAACUUGCUCCAAACUAUAGACUAUAGCUAUUUCAAAUAGGUAAUUCAGUUUAAAACAUUCGUCAAGACUUUAAAUGUUGACAGAACACUUAUAUUUACCGUUUCUAGAGGUUUUUUGAGGUAUUUAUAAACAUUUUCAUUUUGUGACUUUUUACGUAAUUUUUACUUGGUAGGUACUCUGUAAAAACAUUUUUAGAUUAAACAGAAAAUUUGAGAGGUGGUUCAUUUCCAGUCGUAUUUAGUGUUCAAUCAAAAAUCGAGUUAUAUUUAGUAUUAUUAUUAUUACUUUUUUUUUUUAUAAGAAUUUUAAAAUCAAAUGUUGACGAAAAUUGGAAAUAUUAUGGGCUUUCAAAACAUGCAUAACCAAACUUCGUUAUCAACGGUUUAUCGUUGGUUACGGGUAUACAUUAAAUAACUUUAUGUAUCACACCUUCUCCGUUACCCGCCUACAAUAGUGGCCGCACCCGUCCUCAGUAUCAGCAAUUUUUUUUAAAUGUGUGGCUCGCCUAUACAAUUGUCUACAUAUUUAUUUUUACAUUGUAUUUAUAUUCCAUUUUAGUCUUAAGAUAAAUUCAUCAGAGAUAAGAAAUAUCUAAUAAAAAACAAACCGAAUAGGUAUCAUUAUUAUUAUUGUUACGAAAAAUAAAAUAUUCAAACAAUAAUCCAUUUAAAAUUCAAUGUAAUAAGUACCGAGUAUGUAAUAUGCAUACUCAGUGAAGGUGUGAUAUGAUAUUUGAAUUUUGAUGCAAGGUUGAGGUAUUUUUUUUUUAUUUUUGCUUAUAAGCUGCAUAUUUUGUACAUUCAAUUGAACACUUAAUAGUAAUAGUAAUUCAGUAUUAUUAUGAUACGUCGAUCAAUGUUAGUACAUUAAUUUAAAAUGUUCAUAUCAAAAAAUAAAUGCCUAUUGUAUUUCAUAUACAUUAAAAAAAAUUAACGUUUAUUUAUUUAUUUUUUGGAUUUGGUACAGAUUUGUAAUUGAUAAAAUUCUAAUAACUUUAUUCAAAUUCGUCCGAAUUUCUAUAAUAAUUUGGAAAUAAUAUUGUCAUAACUAAUAACUAAUGAGGUGAUAAAUAUACCGACACAGCUUUACUGAAUAUUGAACAGAUGAUGAGUAAUCGUAUGCCAUAGUCUUACGAAUAAAUAAACAAAUAAAUGAAUGGUAAUCGUUUAUUAUUGAUCAGUUAGUUAUCUUAACGACUUUAAUGCCCAUGUCGCUAUAAAUAUUCAAUCGUAUUUUUCAUGAACUUUACAUUAUUAUUUGGAAAUAAUGCGCUAAAUUUGUCACAAUUUUUCGUUUAUUAAACGUUCAUUUUACAGAUACAUUAAAUAAAAAUACCUAAAUCAAAAAAUUAUUGCCGAAUAUUCGCAUAGUCAUUUCGGGAAAUAUAUUUCAAUAAUCAAUACACAAUUUAUUGUUGCGACGACCACAGCUCAUCGCUUGAAAAAUGAAAAUAAAUGCCAUCAAACUAUAAAUACUCCCAUAUUUGGCUACAACUUUUCAUCAUUGAAUGCGUUCAUUUUUCCAACGAACAUGAACGCGAACGCGUUUCGUAUUACAGUAUUUCAUUUGAACCCCGUUUAUUCACGGGGGAUUUAUCGAUUUUACCGGCAAACAUUGGCUUAAAAAGAUACGUAUAUACGUCCUAUAGAUACCUACAUAUAUAUAUAUAUAUAUAUAUAUAUAUACAUCGACUGUGUCGUCUAACCUUAGUCUGACAUUUUUGUAAAGAAAAAAAAAGAAAUGAUUUGGGAAUGAAAAAUACCCAAUUUUCAAAUAAAAGAGACGGAAGUCCGACGGAUUAAAGAAAAAAUAAUGAAUACACAGAUCUGUGGUUAAUGAAGGGUAUUAAAUAUUAAAUGUGAGUCGCAUAGCAUGGCACAGCAGUGAACGGCUUGCAGCGAAAACAUCAAAAACCGACAAAAGAAAACGUCCGUAAUAGAAACGUCUAAGAAAAUUUAAUGUUAUAAGUAUAACUUAUAAUACGCUUGCGAUUACGGGCGUUUGUAACAUAUUUACAGACUGGUUUUUAUGACUUGGUCAUUUUUACAUAUAUUUUAAUAGAAUUUAAUGUUCGUAUGUAUCGUAAUACUAGAUUAAAUUUUAUAACUCAGUCCGGGUUGCACAAAAGCUAGUCUGCAAAUAUAUUACAGAUGACUAUAUAAUUAUUAUAGAUAAUGCUACAUGCAACAGUGUUGCAGAAACGAGUUUGUAAUGAAUCUGAAAAUUGUAAUAUAAUAGGCGUGUUUUGGUGAAUAACCUAGUUACCGUAUUUUAUAAAAAAAGUCGUUUUAACGAUUUUAGUAUUAAUAACGACUUAUUAAUUUGGUUUUAAUUUUUGGUUAUAGGUUACUUAAAUAUCUUUACCAAAAAAAAUGAACGGUCAUGGUGUUUAAUUAUUGAUAAAAUAAUGAUUAGUUAUCUGGCCAAUUCUUUUUUUACUAUCAAUUAAUAUUAUUUGUAGUAACUAUAAACAUGUCAAUUUCGCGAAUCUAUAAUCAUGAACCAAAAUCAUAUGACCAUAAUUGAUAACGAAUCAUAACCAUAUUAAUCGCCAAAACACAACUAAUGUUAACCACGGCUACUAAUUAAAUUUCAACAAUACAUAUUUGAUAACCCUAAACAAUGAUAACUGAUAAAAAAAAACGAAUUCAAGCGUUACUAUAAUGUUUAAAUUAUGAAUAUUGACUGUGUAAUAAAUUCAUAGAUAAUAAAAUCUAUGAAUAAAUUAUUAAAUACUUUAAUAUUAGUUUAGUACUUGAAUAGUUGUUUGAAAUCAACAUCGUCAUACUAUAUGACCGGAUUAGAUAUAUGAUACGGACACAAUUUCGGUAUAGAAUAGUUAAUACCUCGAUUAUUUACCUACUCGUUAUCACUUAAUGAUGAAGACAAAGUAUCCAUAAUUUAUAGCUCAAUUUUAUUAUAAUUUGCAAUACACAACAUUUUUAAAAUAAAUUAUCAUCAAUGUUGGCAAUAACUAAAUAACUUGACCUGUAAAUCGUUCUGUAAGAAGUUUCAGAAUGUUUGUGCUACCCGACUUAAAUGUGUAUAUUGUACAAUUAUUCAAUAAAUUGGAAAACAUUUUACUAAUUUUUUUUUCUUAUUGUAAUUCUUCUUAAGAUUAAAAAUAAUAUAUUUAUUAAUAAAUGAUUAGUAGUUCCAGUGGCGCAACCAGCAUAUUUUUAAUGAGGGGAGGAUGGAUCCAAAAACUUAUAUUGAUUACAAAAUCAUUGGUUCCCCCAAUUAAAUUCCAUAUUAAAUUAACCAUUAUUAAUAUUUUGAAUACGUUUUUAUAUAUUAUACAGCUAGUCUCAAUGAGGGGAGGGGGAUACUGAUUCGAGGAUGAUGUGCAAAAAUGAGUUAUAAAUUCAUAAGGAAAUAUUGAGUAUUGAAUGGAUUCCAAUGAGUCGUAAUUCGUAAACUGUUACAGGGGAUAAUGUUACAAGGGAUAAUAUUCAACGCUUGUAGCCUUGCAAACCUGCUGUGGCACCGAUCAAUAUAACUACGGGCGUGCAGUAAACGCAGGAAAGGGAUAUUGUAACCAUGGUUACAGGUUGUGAUGAGGUAUAAAUUUAACGACCCACAUAACGAAAUAAUAAGAAAAGAAGUUUUCAACAAGCCAAACAAGUUUCUAGUAGGGUGGUUAUUUUUUUUUCGACUACACCUCCCUAUUGUAAUUUUAUUAUUUUAUUACAAAGUAAAAAUUUCUUUAGAAAAAAAAAAUAAAAACCAUUGAACAACCAUAAGCUUUUUCGCUCCACUAAGAAUCUAAUUAAAAAAGUAUAAAUAUAACCACAUUAACCGAUUUUACAACGUUAACCGUAACAAUAAUGGUAGACAAAAAGAAAUAUGUGGCACUUGUACCCUCAAACAAUAACUUUAUUGGGGACGGUUGUUUUUUAAUAAAUUGGUCUAAAUUAAUACUUAAUUAUUGACAUGAUUUUUCAUUUAAGCAAUACCUAAAUAUGUAAAUUACCAUUUGGUAUAAUUAGUUACAAUUUUAAUAGAAAAAUUGAAAAUAUGCAAAUCGAUUUAACGGAAAGUGGGUAAAAAAUGAAUUUCAAGAUUCCGUGAUACAUUUCAAGGCAAAUUCAAUAGAAUUGGAACGUUUUUUUUUCUUAUUAGAAUAUUGUCAAAAUUUAUUUUACUUGUAAAUAAUUAAUACGAAACCUAUUUUGCCUCAAAGUCUGUGAGAAUAAAAAUAUUUUUACAAACCGUAUAUGAUCCAAAAAAUAUAUUCUCAUAGCUGUAUUUGAACUAAAAAGUGUUUUAGCCGAAAAAUAUUAAGUCCAAAAAAUAUUUCAUUUUGAACCGUAUUUCGUAGCUCAUUAGGCCAGGUGUCAUGUGUUUAGCGAAACACCAUUUAAAUCAAUGUUGCACUAAUAGACCAAUAAAUCAAAAUGAGCAGCUGUUUAAAUGGUUAGACGUGUAAGAAUCAGUCGCGGUGGGUGGAGCACUCUAUAUGAUUAUGUCUAGAUGACUAGAUGUAUAAUGUUUAUGUCUAUAGGGUUAGCGACGAAACAUUUUCGGAUAAAUUAUUGUUUGGCGUCCAUAUGUUUGAUUCAAUUAUUUUUGACAUUAUUUUUUUUGGAUACACUAUUUUCGAAUAUUUUAUAACCCCUCCAUUACCAAUCCAUAACAACAAUAUUAUAAUAUGUAGGUACCUACUCAUUCCCCAAAAAUAACAAGGCCGGAUAGUUUAAUGUUCUCGGUGAACUGCCGGGAAAAUCAACUAAUACCACGAAUUUUUCCCAUUUAUUGUUUGAUUGCAAUGAAGUUUUUAAAAUGUUAGUCCUUACAAUGCUAUUACCUUAGGUACCGUAUGUGAAUAAUUUUAGUUUCGGGGCAUAGCGAGGUAUUCAUUAGUUUUACUAGGAUGUGUGUGUACUUAUUUAUUUAAUUUUAAUUUUUUUUUGUUUGUGAACAACUUUUCUACGAGAAAACUUGUUCCGAAGUAUAGAGUGUUGCAUCAUUUUUGAAAGGUAACUUUCUCUAGUUGGUGCAUUGAAGAUGUCAUUUUUUAAUUUUCCAUGAGGUUUUCGAAAUAGUUGAAAAAAAUCCGAAAAAAAAGUAUAGGUAAAACGAUAAUAAUUUACGGCGUGACUCUGCGUUACCGUUUUCAUUAUUUUUAUUAUAUAAACACGAUGUUUUCUACUAGAAAUAUUACUCAAAUCGAAAAAUGGCAAGAGUUUGAUUUUGUUCCCUUUGAUACGUAGCCAUUGAUAUAAAAAUCGUUUUUCGAUAUCCAAAAUAGUUUUUCUAUAAUAAUUAGAGUAAACAAAAAAAAACGAAGUAUACGAAUUGUUCAAAAUUUCAGCACAACGAAGUUUUUUUAAUAUUUGAGCAAAACCGAAAAAAACGUAGAAAGAACGGGGAAUUUUUUUUCGAUUUUAAUUUUGUUUUUUUGUUGUAAUGCAGUUAAAAAUAUUGGCAGUGACUUGAAAUUCAAACAGUAAACCUAUAUUUACCUUUUUUAAAUGUGGUAAAAUGUUUAAAAAUUUUAAGCCAUUUUUAUAGACAUUUUAGUUUUGUAAAUUUUUACGUAAUUUUUAUUCGGUAGGUACAUUGUGUAUAAUAUUGCUAGACCAAAUAGAAAUACUUGAAAAUUCAACUUGAGGUUUAUUAUAAGUCAUAUUUUGUAGUAAAAAAAAAAAAAUGAGUUUAAUGUUGUAUUUUUCGCUUCAAAUAAUUUUUCGUAAGCAAUGAUAAACUAUUGUUUACGGAUGUAAUUUUUUAUAAUUUAAUGUACCCUAUCUUUUUAAGAACGAUUACGAUAAUAUGAGUAUCGAUAAACGUGUUUUGGCAAAUAACGAAAUAUAACCAGGUUACUGUUGGUUCUUAGUUCUGGUUUUUAUAAACAAGUCUUUAACUUUCCGAUGAAAAUUAUUGAUAAGGUUAUUUAAAGUAUAACACAUCGUUAAAUGUUCCAAUAUCCAAUUGUUUUUAAUGCUGUAGCACAUUUAACAAUUUAUUUUCGUCAUAGGUACAUUAAUAAUCUACCAUAUUAGGUAGACUGUGAACUUAUCUCUACGCUUUAAACACAGUAAUACAAUAUAAAUAAUAAAUAUAUACUGAGAAUUAAAUGCUGUAAAUGUCUUUUGUCAAUUAAUAUUAUUUACAAUAACUAUAAAUGUGUCGUUUACGUGAAUUUACAACCAUUAACCAAAAUCGUAUAGCCAUGUCUAAUUAAAUGUUUAAUUUUUAUUUAUAUACCGUAUCUAUAGAUACCGUAUAUUGGAAAACAAUUUAGACAUACACUAAAUAUUAAAAUAUAGUGUGCAUAUAUAUGUGUGUAUAUAUAUAAAUUGACAACUUGAUAUGUUGCAAAAUUGAUAAUUAAUAACUAUAUUGGAACAUUUAAAAAUUAACGUUAAACUGAUAAUUUACGAUUCAUAGUAUCUAAUUAUUCUGAUAUCUCUAUUGGUUAUAAAACCAUAACAUAAAACCUAAUGCUGAACAUGUUUGUAAUUCCUAAGUUAUUAGUUAUUAUCAUAGACUAGUGGUUCUCAACCGGGAUGGCAAAUCGCCCUGGGAUGACAUGGACCCAGUGCAGAGGUAACACGAAAUCAUUAAGGAAAUGAAAAAAAUAAAUAAGAAAAUUUUAAAUUUUUUUAGAAAAAAAUCGUAUUAUGUUGUCGUCGCUGUCAUGUAACCUCUAACACCGUCCGAACAACGUAAUAUUCACUUCCUACCACUCACUCUUCAACGAUACCGCUCCUUGAAUAUUCUAUAAUUUCAAUGGAUUAAACAUUGGUAGGAUGACUCAGUAUUGGAUUAUUGUCGAUAAGGAUACCCACCUACUUGUGGGUACCUACUAGCUGCUGUUCAGUUAUGUAAUAACAAUAAGUUAAUAAUUAUAUUAUAUUACUUUAUAGUAACUAGUAAGUUAUAACCUAAACCACGCCGUAACUGUUAUCUAUAUACUAAAGCAAUAUGUAUAAGAUGUUACAACAUUAUGUUUCAAAUUGAAUCAUAAAUCAUAUAACUACGUAUUACGUAGAAUUCGUAAAAAAUGCUCAAACAUAUUUCGGGAGGGAGUCACAACCCCCAACCCCUUUCUCCUAGCGGCGCCACUGUGUCUGACAACAGAUAUAACUAGGCUCGCUCAAUGUGUGGAUUUGAUCAAUCAGAAAAGACCCGUUCUGUAAACUGUAGUAAUGCAUGAUAUAUGAAAAAAUACCACCGGAAAUAUAUAAAGUUAUAAUAGUAUACUGUAUACAUUAAGUUAAGUAUACCUAAGGUUUUUUAAAUUAUCUAGUUAUUUCAUAAACUAAUUCAAUAUUUUAAACUGUAAAAAAGCGGUUUCCAAAAUGUGCGCCACAUCUGUACAGGGGCGUCUCGUCACCACGUGGAAUAUUUAUUGGUAUAAAAAUAAAUUCAGAAUUCAAAAAACAGCGGAAACCGUGACGGCACUGGCACUUUUAUUUUUCUUGGAAAAUACAUUUUCGGUUAAUAAAAAUGCUCCAAAGUAUUAGCAUUGUAUUUUAACCCUUUCAGACCUGUAAUUUAUUUUUUCGAAUUAGAUUUUAACCGUUU
Molecule: messenger RNA, 39379 nt
Organism: Cinara cedri
Lineage: Eukaryota; Metazoa; Arthropoda; Insecta; Hemiptera; Aphididae
Source: the annotation of a GenBank genome assembly